CCUCCAUGAAUUCUGAAGUUGCAAACUCAGGCUUGGGACCUUUUGUUCAAAGUUGCCGUAAUGUCGACAGACGUAGAGUGCCCGGUGUGCCACAAGAACAUCCCUCAGAGCACCAUAAACCACCACCUGGACGCCGGCUGUCUUACAGAUACUAAUGGAAAUAAUGGGCGGGACUCGUUCAGCUCUGCUCCCUCAUCCCAACGGAAACUGCAAACCACAUUGCUUGGUCAACGAGGAGAGACCUCGCUCGCUCGCCCGACAAACCGUUCUACUUUGUCUACCCCGACUCCUAAGCGCAAGCGAGGAGACUCUGAUAGUUUUCCAAUCCUUGAGAAACUGCCGUCCCGACCAACGUCUGAGCUUCCUCCAACGCCAACGGCGAACGGCGUGAACGAGCCGGGAACUCGACGAGAGAAGCAGAACUCCCAUGUGCCAUUAGCGGAUCUGGCACGCCCGGCUAGUUUGGAUGAUGUACAAGGGCAUACAAACCUGAUUGGACCGGGAACAUUGCUGCGAUCGUUAAUAGAGAAUAAUCGAGUGCCUAGCUUGAUUCUAUGGGGCCCUCCGGGAUCUGGAAAGACCACGCUAGCUAGGAUCAUCGCAAGGACGCAGAAUACCCAUUUUCGGGAGCUCUCCGCAACAAUUCACAAUGUUGCUGAUGUUCGGAAGGCGGCAGAGGAGGCAAAGAAUCACAGGCUAUUGACUGGCCGGAAAUCAGUCAUCUUCCUUGACGAGAUCCACCGGUUCACCAAAUCCCAACAGGAUUUCUUCCUUCCGCCCGUCGAGAAGGGAGAGUUCACUCUCAUUGCAGCAACCACGGAGAAUCCGUCCUUUCGAGUCAACAACGCGCUCCUCAGUCGAUGUCGAGUGUUUGUACUUGGAAAGCUUGAGACUGACGAUCUUGUUAAGGUUUUACGACGCGCUUUGUCCUUCAAGGUCACGGACGGCUCGGUGUCGGUCGCCGACAAGGUGCUGACCCAUCUGGCCACAAUAUGUGAUGGGGAUGCUAGGGCUGCGAUCAAUGCAUUGGAGAUGGCAGUCAAUUCAGCUACACUCGGUCGGAGCGAAAGAAUUCCGGGAGGGGAGGGGGAGGACAGGGGGGCGCAGAAGGUUGAGAUUUCCGAAAAGUCAAUUUUGGAGGCACUGCAGAAAUCAUCUCUGAUGUACGAUCGGAAUGGGGAUGAACACUACAACAUAAUAUCAGCGCUGCACAAGAGUCUUCGCGGAUCCGACGAAAACGCAGCACUUUAUUGGCUCGGCCGCAUGAUUUACGCCGGUGAAGACCCGCUGUAUGUGGCGCGACGACUCAUUCGCUUCGCAUCGGAGGAUAUCGGUUUAGCGGAUAGCAACGCACUACCAUUAGCGGUAGCGACGUAUCAGUCGUGUCAGAUGAUUGGCAUGCCGGAAUGUGAUGCAAUCUUGGCACAUUGCUGUGUGUAUAUGAGUCGAGCACCCAAGAGCGUGGAAGUUUACAAAGCCAUUAAGCGCGUCAAACAAACAAUCGAGAAGACAACAGCAUACCCAGUGCCUUUACACAUACGGAAUGCCCCGACAAAGCUCAUGAAGGAACUGGACUACGGAAAGGGUUACAAGUACAACCCGAAUUACGCGGGCCCCGUACAACAAACCUACCUGCCUCCAGAACUACAGGGGACAAACUUCUUCGUGGAGGAUGAGAAACUCGUUGAUGUCGAUGUUGCAGAGACUGUCGCCGACGAUGCAACCCAUGUGAUGCCUGGAAGUGGCUCGGGUGAUAUUCUUGCCAUGGAGCCGGAUUUGGAACAUCUGAUGGAUGCAUCGGCGUAAGGUCAGAGCGGGAUUGUGGGAUAGCAGCCGUGGUGGCGUAUUUAAGGGCGGCUUGACGGCCGUGGAUUCGGAGGC
This is a messenger RNA of Fimicolochytrium jonesii, 1881 nucleotides long. RefSeq lists its product as uncharacterized. Gene Ontology annotation, cellular component: nucleus. The transcript has 10 exons. Gene Ontology annotation, molecular function: single-stranded DNA helicase activity; ATP binding; ATP hydrolysis activity. Lineage: Eukaryota; Fungi; Chytridiomycota; Chytridiomycetes; Spizellomycetales; Powellomycetaceae. The record is from RefSeq and is a predicted model, not a curated record. The coding region runs from base 61 to 1806 and encodes 581 amino acids. Gene Ontology annotation, biological process: DNA-templated DNA replication; regulation of DNA repair; DNA repair.